GGCGGGCAGGUGGACCGCGGGCAGGAGGCGCUGGCGGGGGGCCGGCCGCCGCGCCACGCCUCGCCGCACCACUCGCUGGCGCUGCCCGCCAUCGGCUUCGGCUCGGUCUACAUGAAGCUGUGGGGCUGCGUGUGCGCCAUGUGCCGCGAGCCGCACCCCACGCUCUCGCAGAUGGCCAAUGACGUCAUCGGCUAUAUAGCCAAUCAGGUGGACAGCGUGGGGCGCGAGGUGGAGCGGCACUCCAGCAGCGGGUCGAGCUCGCUGCCGCCGUCGCCCAACACGCGGCCCGCGCCGCCGCCCCACCCCCACACCCCGCACCUCGGUCACCGUCGCGGCAAGUCGGGUCUGCCGCACACUAUAUCCGAGGACUCAGUGGCGCAUCGAGACCGAGACUCCACUUCCUCAACUUCCAUCGAGUUGGGCAGGCAUAUUGAAAUCAUUAACCGUGUGGUGCCGGUCUAG
Zerene cesonia (dogface butterfly) is the source of this 462-nucleotide messenger RNA. RefSeq lists its product as uncharacterized. The record is from RefSeq and is a predicted model, not a curated record. NCBI's taxonomy places the organism in Eukaryota, Metazoa, Arthropoda, Insecta, Lepidoptera, Pieridae. The coding region runs from base 112 to 462 and encodes 116 amino acids. The transcript is spliced from 4 exons.